This is a messenger RNA of Hypoxylon fragiforme, 1139 nucleotides long. Its product is annotated as ribosomal protein L13 domain-containing protein. Bases 266 to 874 code for a protein of 202 amino acids. Lineage: Eukaryota; Fungi; Ascomycota; Sordariomycetes; Xylariales; Hypoxylaceae. Gene Ontology annotation, molecular function: structural constituent of ribosome; mRNA binding. Gene Ontology annotation, biological process: negative regulation of translation; translation. The record is from RefSeq and is a predicted model, not a curated record. The transcript has 5 exons. Gene Ontology annotation, cellular component: ribosome; cytosolic large ribosomal subunit.
UAUUGGGGAUAGAUCAAUUCUGGCGCAGUGCACACUCUCUACCCGAUAAUUUUCAACGGCCUACCAAAGUGAUUUCAACAUUUGCGAUCAUCAUCAACAACUGCGACACUUACUAACCCACAACAGCGAGGAAUAAUCUAAUAGGCCUCAGACGCAUUCUCCCAUUGCGCUCUUGACCUAUUUUCAUUCCUCUCUUUCUUUUUCUCUUCAUUCUUUCCACAACUUCCUACCCACAAUCAAAUCACCGUGGUCAUAAUUUGGAAAGAUGUCGUCCUUCGAGCAGGUUGUCGUCAUUGAUGGCAAGGGUCACCUUCUUGGUCGUCUCGCCAGCAUUGUCGCGAAGCAGCUCCUUAGCGGGCAGAAGAUCGUUGUUGUCCGCUGCGAGGCCCUCAACAUCUCCGGCGAGUUCUUCCGCGCGAAGCUCAAGUACCACGCCUACCUUCGCAAGAUGACUCGAUACAACCCUACGCGAGGUGGUCCCUUCCAUUUCCGUGCCCCGUCAAGAAUCUUCUACAAGGCCGUCCGUGGUAUGAUCCCUCACAAGACCUCCCGAGGCGCCGCUGCCCUAGAGCGACUUAAGGUCUUCGAGGGUGUCCCUCCCCCAUACGACAAGCAGAAGAAGAUGGUUGUCCCCCAGGCUCUCCGUGUCCUACGUCUGCAGCCUGGCCGCAAGUACUGCCUUGUCGGCCGUCUCAGCCACGAAGUCGGCUGGAAAUACCAAGGUGUUGUUGAGCGCCUCGAGGAGCGACGAAAGGCGAAGGGUGCUGCCUACUACGAGCGCAAGAAGCUCGCUCAACGACAACUGUCGGAGGCCAAGAAGAGCGCUACGGUCGACAGCAAGACGACCCAGGCUCUGGAGUCAUACGGCUACUAAUUGUUUCUUCGCCCCCUCUGCAUUAUUCCAACCUCCAAAAAUCAAUACCAACAAUCUCCAUACUUGCAACUAGAACCGGCGUGUGGGUUAGGGAAACUUGAUCAUAUUUGCGUUUGUCACAUUGCACAAUUCGAGGAAGGGCAGGGGCGGUCAUAGGGUUGGGAUCAUGUCACCGGCUCCGGUCUCCUGUGUUCUACGAAUUCGUCGCUUAGACACCGAAUGAGAAAAAUGAACUCAAUAAGAAGUACUUGUGAUUUUCCUCCGU